Molecule: messenger RNA, 3654 nt
Organism: Tigriopus californicus
Lineage: Eukaryota; Metazoa; Arthropoda; Copepoda; Harpacticoida; Harpacticidae
Exons: 3
Coding region: 179-649 (156 amino acids)
Source: RefSeq, a predicted model, not a curated record
GGAACAUUGCUUUUCCCAUUGAUUGUUUGUUUAGCCCGCAUUGGGGUCCUAGAUUGAAUUCAUAAAGUCAGCAAUUUCCGGGCCCUGAGGUUUGUUUAUGAGUCCAAGGGAUUCUAAUCUCUAUUCUACUUAGCUUCAGGCAACCUCUCUAUUAUCAAAGUUCAGUAUUCUUAGAAGAAUGACGUUGGAGAAACUCAACGCAACGAUCUUGUGUUUGCUCCUCUUGAGCUCGUUGGGAUCAAGUUUGGACACGAUCAAAGAAAUCUGGAUCCAAACUGCCGACUGCAAUUCGUGUGGAAUGACCGCUUUGGGACAUAUUGCGGCCAAGGUGUGUGGCCAAAACGACUGUUGCUUCACGGACAAAUUACCGGGGAAUUACAAUACGGGAUCCAUUGACUUCCUGGAAGGACCAGAUAUUGGCGAGUGUGACUCAUUUGAGAUCCAGACGAUGGGGGAAAAUUCGGAAUACUUGAGCAUUACUUUGUAUCACGUUGGAACAGAUGGUGGCCAAUUCGACUUUGUGGACGUCCUCACGUUGGAAGGCCUUCGAUACGAGUGUCAAAUGAGGAAUGAACCCAUAGACGACGACCAAUUCGUCCAGAGCACGAAUUGCCGACGGAUCCCGACAGCAGCAGUCAACAACAUCUGAGUAAUUGUGGUUAGAUGUACGUUUAUUUACGGACUAGUAGUACAUUAGGAAGAUUCUGUUACAUGUAUAAAAACAAUAACUCUUCGAUCCAUGGCCAAAGCAUAGAUCUUUAACAGCACCAUUUGACUCGUUUGAAAAGAGCGAGGAACGGGCCUGGCUCACUCAACCUCUGAACUGUUGGGAGGUCAUUUGUUUUGAGAGCUUAAACGAGUCAUAUAUUAUCAGAGUUUCGUUUCCAUGCAAUGUCAAACAUAAGGCACGCAAAUGGUUUGAGUCCCCGGGGGUCAAUGGGUGGGUUAAUAAACCUAAGAGUAAUAAUAAUAAUAAUAAUGUUAUUUAAGACUUUGGGUCCCUGGGUAAGGCCAGCAGUAGGGAUGGUAGUAGUAGUAGAAGUAGUAAUAGAAGGAGUCGCGGUAAUUGUCUUAAAAGGCGAGGAAGAAUCGUCUAAACUGGCUUCGAUUCCGUGUGUCCCAGUAGAUUAGCUGAGGUGCUUGUACUUGGUGAAAAGAUUGUAAAGCACUCUCAGAGUGGACUUGAGAUCCAAAUUGACAAUGUCCUCAGGUCUGGCCUUGGGCUUGGGCAGCCCACCAUCUUGCAUCAACUCGAAGGCUAGGCCCACAUUGGUGACUUUUUCUUCAAAGGACUAAAAAUGGAAGAGAUACAAAUCGUGGAUGAGAGAGUAAGAAAAGCCCUCACGAGAAAUGGAUAGAGCAAAUUAUCGAGAUUAGAUAUCUGAAAGUGACACCAAUGACGGACGCUACUCCGGAUCCCAUUUAAAUGAAAGGUAGAGAGAAACCCACCGGUAACCACAAUGUCAGUCGGGCUAAUUCAACCCAAAAGUUGUUCAUGGAGCACAGGAUCAUCUUUGGAAGAUCAACUCAUGGUCCACGACGCUCUUCCGUCAUCACUUCCUCGACUACUUUCAAUCAGUAGAUAGAUAUUUUGAUACACCCGCUAUAUAUCACUCCUUGGCUUCUAUCCGACUUCAUAAUAAGUCGAUGCAGGUCCAAAAUUUCGAGCAUUGAGGCGAAAUGCAGACAAGAAGUACCACAGAUUAUUGAGCGUUUCCCGAAUUAAUUGGCAUCCAGUAUUUCAUAUCCAUUACAAAUCUCGUUCGUACUGUCUCUGGUCUUUCCCCAAUUGCUUUUGGUUUUGGCUCGUUAGUGCUAGUCCGACAGAUUGCAAAAACUUGUCUUCUCCAUGAGCGACACCCAAUUCGACCAAAGGGAAAUCCAAAUCACAGAGAGUGUGGCACAGGGGAUAGAUACCCACCGGCACAACAUUAGCGUGCUGGUGCUCUUUUUCCAGGACCCACGUUCGGCACAAAUGAGAGCCCACCACUUGAACUGGCCAAGGAAGUCAGUCCAGCCAACAUCUUACCGUGUACUAAUUGCGACAAUGAGUGUCAAACCGUGCAACAAUGGUGUAAACGAUAACGCUUGCAGAAAAGGGCUACCAUAAACGAGAGUACACCCUUUCCUCUCCGUCUCUAACUUCGUGAUUCCAUUUCCCCUUUUCUUUUCUAAUCUAUAGUGCCAUCUCUUAAUGAACUCUUGUAGAUCCAGAGUGGGUCCUGAAGGUACACACACGGUCUUGAUGAAAAUCCCUCCUGCACCACCAUUGACGUACCAUCACUAUAUCAGGUUGCUUAAAGUAAAUGAUGGCUUUGUCUUUUUGCCUUUCUUGGGGAUUCCCGGAAAAGUUUUUUUUCCUUAGCUAUUUUCGGAACUCGUUGCGCCCAAAGCAACCCUAGCUUUAAAAGAAUGCCGUGCUGAUGCGAUUACACUUGGCUUAGGCAGCUUCAUUCUGUCACCGUACCCCAACUAUGCAGAGAACAAAGCUAGAAAUGUCACCAAAGGCCAAACAACUUUUCCGUGGCCUUUCCUUUCAUGAUGGUCAUGUAGGUAGUUGCGUGGGAGGAAAACGUCAGUCACGAGAUGGAGACUCGAGUUGAAACCUAGUGUGCCCUCUUUUUUGAUGAUCAUUAAUUUCAGAACUCUCGAUUCAUCAGCGUUGCUAGCGAUGGGCUAGCACAACGGCCUAGACGCCCCCAGGCCCUUGCAACCGAAGGGUUGGGUUAGGUUAGAUUAGGUAAGGUUGGGAUAAAUUCAAAGAUGGCAACACUGGUCGUCUUGAGAAUCACCAGUUCUGAAUGAAAUUACCGUCCAUAUUUAUUUUCACCCUCACACAAAGAAUGUCUCAUUAUCGAAUUACCUGGGGAGUAAGAUGGAAGUCAUAGAGUGGAACAAAGUAUCCUUCCAAAAGCCCCAUGAGAAGACAUAGGAACACGCCAUCCGAGAAUUGAGCGUCCAAAUCAUAUACAUCCAGGUUGAUCUUGUUCAGAUGCUUGUUCACAAAGGUCACCAAAGACUUCUUGACCACCUUUGGAGGGAAACGAUAUCAUGCAAAAGAAAAAAAAAAUCACGAAAGAUGCAUUAGGUUCGUUGAGAGGCGCUUAGGUCAGUUCCGCAAAUGAUCUUGAGAUUUUGACCACAGGAUUUGUCCCGGGACAAACAUAAUUUCUACCUUUGAAACCUCUCACACGCCCAAAGCUUACCAAAGUGCUCGGAGACGUUGACUCAAAUUCAAUCAUAAUCAGAUCUACGUGGAUAUUCUUGUAAGAAACUAUCAGCUCUCUCAAUUUGAUGUCUCUAGUCAAUCUCUUCCUAUUUCUUACGGACAAAGACCAAUAAAUAAGUUAAUACAUGAUCUUUCUUCAUCUAUCACUUCUUGGAAGACGGUUCUUAUCCGUCUGAGAGCUGUAUUCAUAAACACACCAAUUGCGCACGUGGUCUCUUACUUGAAGCUUGUCCGGGGCGUGAUCGAAGAGGGUGUCAAAAGCAUCACGUUCCUGCUUCAACCCCAAAUCAUCAUAAGCCGAGGUGAGCUCCUCCAUGAUCACCCGAUGCAGGAGAAUGCCAUCUCUCUUGGUAACAAUCACCACAUCCACCGUCACGUGCUCCGGAAGACGAAUGGGAGCUCGGAAGUGACGAGCCAAGGCAACC